GGUGAGUGAUGAAUGAGCAGUAAGAGGCCAUCAUACCAAGUGUAUCAUGUGUAAUAUGUGACGAUGUAAGUCCUUUAUAAACAUACCCCACGUUUGCUGACCAUCAUACUACUCAACCUCGACCUCAAUGCCGCCCAAGCCUCACCACAUCACCCUCCAAACCCAUCUCAAGCCAACCUCAGUUCGACUUACUGCCCACCGACCUCGCCUUCUUAUAUCCCCUCUGUGCCAACCGCACCUCUCAUCCAUCACAACGGCUCAGCCUCGUCUCCAGAGCCUGCAACGCCACUUCUCAUCCACGCCGCCGCCCGCCAUGUCGUCGGAUCUCAACUCGCGCAACCAGACCUUCAAGCUCGACAAGCUGUUUGAUGUCUCCAACAAAGUCGCCCUCGUCACCGGCGGCGGCAGCGGGAUAGGCUUGAUGAUCACCCAGGCGCUGGCGACCAACGGCGCCAAGGUCUACAUCUGCGGGCGCACCGAGGAGAAGCUGGAGCGCGUGGCCGAGCUGUACGGCAAGGACAUCCCGGGCCAGAUCAUCCCCAUGACGACCGACGUGAGCCAGAAGGACGAGAUCAAGAAGCUGGUGGCCGAGAUCUCGUCCCGGGAGAAGUGCCUGUGCAUCCUGGUCAACAACGCGGGCAUCGCGCUCAACACGCAGCAGACCGAGGCGUCGUCCGCCGAGGAGAUGUCCAGGAAUCUGUUCGACGACGCCGAUGAGACGUUCGACAUGUGGACCGCCACGUACCGGACCAACGUGCCGCAGCUGUUCUUCAUGACAACGGCGUUCCUGCCCCUGCUGCAGGCCGCGCACCAGCACAACGACAACUUCUCGGGCACCGUCAUCAACAUCUCGAGCAUCUCGGGCAUCGUCAAGACCGCCCAGCACCAUUUCGCAUACAAUGCCUCGAAGGCGGCCGCUAUACACCUUACCACGAUGCUAGCUAACGAGGUCGCGCAGAACGGGCUGAAGGUUCGUAUCAACAGCAUCGCCCCCGGCGUGUUCCCCAGCGAGAUGACCGCGCAAGACAGCGGCGACGACCAGAAAUCCCACAUCCCCCGCGAAAAGUACGAGAGCAAGGUCCCCGCCCGCCGGCCCGGCGAGGACCGCGACAUGGCCAACGCCAUCCUCUUCGCCGCCACGAACCAGUACCUUAACGGCCAGACCGUGGCGGUGGAUGGCGGCUACAUCUUGAGCGCUGGAAGCGGGCCGUGAAGUUGGAACAUGUCAACGCUGGCUUCCUUCCACGGAGACGCUGAGCGCGGGUCGGUGUGUGUUCUACGUUGGUCGACUGUCCGUGGCAGAAUACCC
This is a messenger RNA of Cladophialophora immunda, 1309 nucleotides long. RefSeq lists its product as uncharacterized. The record is from RefSeq and is a predicted model, not a curated record. Lineage: Eukaryota; Fungi; Ascomycota; Eurotiomycetes; Chaetothyriales; Herpotrichiellaceae. The transcript has a single exon. The coding region runs from base 128 to 1213 and encodes 361 amino acids. Gene Ontology annotation, molecular function: oxidoreductase activity.